This is a messenger RNA of Zingiber officinale, 842 nucleotides long. RefSeq lists its product as uncharacterized. Bases 147 to 812 code for a protein of 221 amino acids. Lineage: Eukaryota; Viridiplantae; Streptophyta; Magnoliopsida; Zingiberales; Zingiberaceae. Gene Ontology annotation, molecular function: hydrolase activity. The transcript has 2 exons. The record is from RefSeq and is a predicted model, not a curated record.
UUCGAACUAUUAGCUAGAGCCAGAGGCGACUCUGGGCAUCCUCUCUCGGUUAAGAUUCGGUCUUUCCUCUUCCAUUCUCCUCCGAAUCAAAAUCCCCCUACUAUCUCUGCUCCCUUGCUGCCGCCUCAUCAUAGCUGUUGGGGGUGAUGGGGAUGGAAUCUCAGACCGUGGAGACCAGCGACGGCGUUAAGCUUCACGUGCGGCUCUUCAAACCGGCGGAUCCUCCUGUGAGCGAUCUCGUCCUCGUUCUUGUCCACCCCUAUACCGUCCUCGGCGGCUUCCAAGGCUUACUCCGGGGGAUCGCCACCGGACUCGCCGAGAAGGGAUACCAGGCAGUUACCUUUGACAUGAGGGGCGCCGGCCGCUCCUCCGGCCGGGCCUCCAUCUUCGGCUCUGCCGAGAUCAACGAUGUCAUCGCCGUUUGCCAGUGGGUCUCCGUUACCCUGUCCCCUCGUGGCAUCAUACUCGUUGGCUCCUCCGCAGGUGCCCCAAUUGCUGGUUCAGCGGUUGAUAAAAUAGACCAAGUGAUUGGUUAUGUGAGUAUAGGCUAUCCUUUUGGUUUCAUGGCUUCCAUUCUUUUUGGGCGGCAUCAUGAAACUAUCUUGCAGUCCAAGAAACCUAAACUAUUUAUCAUGGGAACAAAAGAUGGUUUCACAAGUGUAAAACAAUUGGAGAAUAAGCUCAAAACUGCUGCUGGGAAAGUGGACAUUCAUCUGAUUGAAGGAGCUGGCCAUUUUCAGAUGGAAGGGCCUGCGUUUGAUGCUCAGAUGGUUAAUUUUAUAUCCACAUUUGCGGAGUCACUGCAGGGAUAACUGUUCAGGUGCAAGCUGCAGAGAGUUAUG